Darwinula stevensoni is the source of this 1383-nucleotide messenger RNA. The record is from the annotation of a GenBank genome assembly. NCBI's taxonomy places the organism in Eukaryota, Metazoa, Arthropoda, Ostracoda, Podocopida, Darwinulidae.
AAAUUGAAAGGAUGAGAUGGAAGUGGGGAAAGAAGAGGAACCAAUGAUGAAUGGAGGUGACCAGGAAGAAGGUGCCCCAUGCAUCACUAAUGCCUUUGCUGCUUCUCCUGAACGAUCUACAAUUCAACCUCACUUUGAUUCUCUCCAAAUCUCAACUGAUGGAUCAUUCCUUCUUGGAGCUUCCAAUUUGAAUGGCCAGCGAUGGGAUGGGAGCAUAUGGCUUUGGAGAGAUUCUCAAGCCCUUCUCAUUCCUUCUAAGGCCAGAGCUGCAUACUUCAAUCCUGCAGGCAUUUCUGAUGUUGCCUUCCUUGACAAAGGCCAGAAAGUCCUUGCAGCAGAGGACACAGGUGUCAUCCACAUUUUGAAGGCAGAUGAGGAUGAAGAUGGCAAAGGGUAUUUUGCUCAUUUGGCUGCUGUGGAAGAAAAUGACGAUGCUAUACUGUCUUUGUCAGUCAACCACCAAACUGAGAUUGUCAUAUCAGGGAGUGCAGAUAAAAGGUCAGAGACCUUUCAUCUCCAGUUACCAAGAAAUGAGGUAGAAUGCUACUUUGCUACAUGAGGCACUCCUGUUGUAAGCUUCUUUCUUGUGUUCUAGCAUAAAACUAUGGGACAUUCAAUUGAUGACAUGCCAACGUACUUUUGACCAUGCUCAUGAUGAUAUGGUCACAUUUGUUGCUUGCCAUCCCUCACAAGCUAAUAUUUUUGCAUCAUGUGGCCUUGAUGGCCUUCUCACAAUUUGGGAUGUUAGAUUGAAACGACCUGCCUUUGGUGAGACUUCUCCCCUAUGUACAUAUAGAUUCAUUUCAGGAGAUAGAAAUCCAUAUGUCCUGUCUCCUUCAAAGCUCUUGAAAGGAAUGCUGGGAACCCACCUAUGUGUAUUUCAUGGCACCCAAACAAAAUGAUGACCAUAUGUUAUGGACACAUGGGAGGGGGUAUCCAAGUGCGAGAUGCUCGAAUGGAUGUUGGCUCUGUGCAGUCACGAAAACUUUAUGACUUUCCUGUUCAUCGUAUUGCUCCUUGUCCAACACACCCAAAAAUACUGGCUGUGUGUGGGGAUGACCAUCAGGUAUUUCUCCUUGAUGGCAGCUCUAGUGAUUUGCAGAUUAUAUUUGUGCAAGAAGGACACAGUGGUUUUGUUCAUGGGCUUGCCUGGGAACCAGAGCAGCCGGUAUUAUGGACGUCUGGUUGGGACUCUCAAAUAUUCAAGACUUCUGUGAAUGUGGUUGAUCCUGGUCAAUCCAAUUCAGUUCAACAUGUCAUUCUAUGAAAACAACUUGUCAUGCUUCUUUCCAUUUGUUGUUUCUUAGCAACUGCUUUUUCCUGCAUUUUGCUUCAUUCAACCCAUUCCUAAUGAGUAAAUAUAAAUUUUCUGUCUUGUGUUGA